Messenger RNA from Uloborus diversus, 2080 nucleotides. RefSeq lists its product as uncharacterized. The record is from RefSeq and is a predicted model, not a curated record. Gene Ontology annotation, biological process: negative regulation of protein localization to cell surface. Gene Ontology annotation, molecular function: transmembrane transporter binding. Gene Ontology annotation, cellular component: trans-Golgi network transport vesicle; Golgi apparatus; membrane. NCBI's taxonomy places the organism in Eukaryota, Metazoa, Arthropoda, Arachnida, Araneae, Uloboridae.
CACAUGUUCUGCUGGAGUCCAUGUCAUGCAAUUACGAAAAUAAUUUUAAUUUAUCAUUUUCCCUUUUCGAUGAAAAGAUAUGCCUUGUAACACUCCGCCACCUCCAGCUGCAAUUGAAGACAUGGAUGAUGCAGAGAAUGAUAUGGAAAUCAUUGAAGAAUUUGAGCUACCCGAAGAUGAAUCAGUUCUAACAUUUACUGAACAUGAAGCCAUCCUAUACUUGCAACUGGAACAAACAAAGGUUAUUUAGCAUUUUGGGAUGUUUCUAGUCAAACCAAAAGAUCAUGUUCUCAACUCACAGAGGAAGCUAUUGUAAAGAUAAUCUUUGCCAAAAAUUCUCCAUUGCUGUAUACUGUUACAUCUGGUUGUCAUAUUCUUUUAUAUGAUUCCAGAACUGCUCAGUUAGAAAGAAAGUGGGAAGGACAUAUUAGUACUAUAUUAGACUUUGAUCUUUCAAGGGAAAUUCCUUUGAAACUUCACUCUGGACUAAAGGUUCAGCUGAAACUUGAUAUUUUACGAAUAUCUCAUUUAUUAAAAUUAUGGCUCUUGGAACGACUGGGUAUUAAGUGGCUGGACUUACUUGAAUCUGAAUUUGAUAAAGCAUUUGUGGAUUUAGAUCUACUAAUUGGAGAAAUCGACGAAGAUCAAAUAGACAUUGUAUAUGCAGCUCGACAGAAAUUAACUGCUUUGAGCACAGCAUUUGCUCAAUUAUCUCAUAAAUCACAAGUUGUAUGCGAGAGCAGUAUGAAACUUGAGAAAGAACUUGCGGAUGCCAAGCAAGGACUUCUUGAAGCUGAAACAUCAAGAUCAGCUUUGCAAAAAGAACUUCAGCAUUUGUUGUUGCAACUACAUUCAGCUCAGCUGCAAGUGUCUGCACAAAUGGGGCAUGCUGAUGAUUCUGAAACCAUCAAACAGAAGCUGGAAAAUGAAAUGGAGUACUAUAGAACAAAUAUUUAUAAAGAGACAUUUACAGAAACUCAAGUUCAGCAUUUGAAAAAGGAAAAUGAAAUCUUAAAGUUAUGUAAUGUUGCUCUCCAAAGUGAAGUUUUUGGGUCAAGAUUAGCAGCAAAAUAUUUAGACAAAGAAUUAGCAGGAAGGAUUCAACAAAUUCAAUUACUGGGCAAAGAUAUCAAAGGAAGUGACCAUGACCGACUUUGGGAACAGCUUGAAGCUGAGAUUCAUCUUCAUAGGCAUAAAACUGUCAUUCGAGCUUGCAGAGCUCAAAGAGGCAUAGGAUGUAAAUUGCUAGCACCACCAGGCCAUGAUUUUCAUAUGCUUAGAAAGAAACAAGGUGUUGGCGAGGUCAGAAUAGUGACAUUAACUAAAGGGGCAGAUGAAGGACUUGGCAUAUCAAUCACUGGUGGCAAGGAGCAUGGUGUACCCAUAGUUGUUUCAGAAAUACAUCCAUAUCUUCCGGCUAGUCGUAGUGGCUUGCUUUAUGUUGGAGAUGCUAUUUUAUCAGUCAAUGGCAUUGAUCUGAGAAAUUUAAGGCACGUGGAAGCUGCAAAAGUUCUUUCCAGUCAACAGGGACAAAUAACAAUGGAAGUAGUUUUUGUUGCUCCAGAUGAAGAUUGGAGUGAUGGCCAAGGAAAUGCAGAUUUUAGCUUCAAUUAUCCUUUUUAUGAGUAUAACUCCACAAGUCUGCUUACUAAAUUUAUGAACAGAAAGACAACAGAUCGUGGUACUGACCCCAUAGAAACUGAAGAUGUAUCUACAGAGGAACCUACUGCAUCAAAUAAAGACUAUUUAUUGAACUCUUCCAGCAAUUCUUCAAAAUGUAUAGAAAAUGGUGACUGUGCAGAGAACAUUUGUGCAAUACCAAACUCUUCUAUUGAAAUGUCAUCCAGGGAGGAAUUUUCUGGCUCACCAAAAAAGAUAGACUCCAAAGAUGUUUUAAAUUCAUUGAUACCCGAUAGAAACGUACUAAAUGAUAUGUGGCGUUCAUUGAUGUUUGAGAAGAAUAAGCACAGAAAUGAAAAUGAACAAGGUGAAGGCUCCAUGUGAAAUUCCUGUCUAUAGAACUUGAAUUGCAUAAAUUUUGUAUAUAUACAUAUAUAUCAGUUUUCUCAUUUGUGGCAGC